Molecule: messenger RNA, 339 nt
Organism: Symbiodinium necroappetens
Lineage: Eukaryota; Dinophyceae; Suessiales; Symbiodiniaceae
Source: the annotation of a GenBank genome assembly
AUGGGUCCAUCAGUAUUGCCACAAUCUCUUGCGAGGUUUGGCUCCUUUCUGCUUGCCUUAUGCUCUCUUCGCCUUGGAUUCUUUGUGGUGUUGCAGAGCUCUGCUUGCCUCGGCUCACCUCCGUCGGCUCUCUUCGCAUCGCACUUGGGAACAUCUUUGCCGCCCAAGAGGAUGCAUCGACCAGGGGCGCCAGUGGUUGCUGCUGGUAUAGCCUGGAUGGGACUUCCCACGCCUGUACUGGAUCCCCUGUAUCUCGGAUCUCCCUUGCCCUUGCGAUCUCUCGCCCACGUCGAAGCUGCCUCGCCGGCUGGAAGCCCAGCCUCGAGCUGCCUCUUCUAG